Messenger RNA from Malania oleifera, 636 nucleotides. RefSeq names its product UDP-glucose flavonoid 3-O-glucosyltransferase 7-like. Lineage: Eukaryota; Viridiplantae; Streptophyta; Magnoliopsida; Santalales; Ximeniaceae. Bases 1 to 636 code for a protein of 211 amino acids. The transcript is spliced from 2 exons. The record is from RefSeq and is a predicted model, not a curated record.
AUGGCCUGCACGUGGCACGCCCCUCUCGGGUCUCAGCCAAUAGAGACUCAGAGAAGGAGAACCAGUUGGCAGCCGCAUGAGAGACAAGAGAGUGAGAGACCCUUCUUCUUCGACCCUUUGAAGCCCUCUGCCCUCCGAGUCUUCGACCCUUCGAAGGGCCUCGGCCCUCCGAGUCUCUGGCCCUUCGUGUGUCUCUUCGAUCCUUCGAAUCAGCAGGAGCUUCGUGAGUUCUUCUUCAACGCUUCGAACCGGCAAGACCUUUAUUCAGAACAUGCAGGUGUUCUUCAUCUCCUCUAUCCGAGGGGGCUUCAGAACUUAGAAGUGUCCACCAUUUUGAAUUUUGUUAUCACUGAUUCACAAUAUGGAACUCGACAAGUUCCAUGGAUAGACAAGCAACCAACACAAUCAGUAGUGUACAUAAGCUUUGGGAGUAGAACUGCCAUGUCAAAGGAGCAAAUAAAAGAACUAGGAGAUGGGUUGGAGAGAAGCAAUUGCAGAUUCUUGUGGGUUCUUAAGACCAUUAAAGUUGAUAAAGAUGACAAGGAAGAAAUAAUAAAGUUGCUAGGAAGCUCGUUUUUUGAGAGAACCAAGAACAAAGGGGUUGUGCUUCAGGGGUGGGUGAACCAAGAGGAAUAA